CUACUGCCAGCCUCAUGCUGUUGAGCGUAGUGGUAUUGUUUUGUCAUUGGAAAAUUUGUAACCUAAAAGAAAAUUAACUACUUUCUCCAAGCCGUUCGGUCGAUUAUAAAUUUUUAUCAUGUUCAGCGUACCCGAAUCUGAAUUUGCUCAAAGAUGUUUGGAAUCUCAUAAUAAAUAUCGGGCUUUUCAUGGCUCGUCCCCACUGACGCUCAAUAAAACGCUGUCCGAUUACGCGCAAGAGUGGGCGAAUGAUCUGGCUUCUAGAGAAGUCAUCGAGCACAGAGAGUCUAGCCAAUAUGGUGAAAAUUUAUAUACAAAUUAUAGCGAUGAUAAGGAAUGGAAAGUGAAGCCGUCGGAUCCCGUUGAAUCAUGGUAUACGGAAAAAGAGAAAUAUACAUUCGGAGAAGAAAGUCCGACGAAUACCCAAGACGUGGGCCAUUUCACUCAGAUUGUCUGGAAGGAAACCAAGGAAAUGGGCGUGGGUGUGAAAUUUGGAAAGAAUGGCCACGUCUACGUUGUCUGCAAUUAUGAUCCACCGGGAAACAUUGCAGGCAAAUAUGAAAGAAAUGUUCAGCGUGGAGAUACGAGCAAGGUUGAUGAAAAAGGACAUAAAGAGGACAAGAGAUCUUCAAAGGACAGAAGGGAAUCCUUGAUCAACGAUCUGACGCAGUUUCCCAGUAAAAUAAUACUUACGAAAUCUGACGAGGAAUUGGGAAUUCGUCUAGUUCAGCCAAACCAAAAAUUAUUCAACUCAAUGGAAAAGUUGGCGGCGGUGCCUUCGGAAAAGUUAAGGGUGUGGACAGUGUGGCUUGAGAAAGUUAGCGACGAAUCGAUUCUUUGGUCCAAAUGGUUACGCGGCCACAUAGAUCUGGUUAUAAGAAUCAAAUCGUACCUGGACCAACUGGAUGCUGGAGAAUCGAAGGACACGGAAGCUGAGAUUGAACAAAUUGACAGUAUACGGGAGAUAAAAGGGGAUGCUGGGGAUGCUGGGUAUGUAGAGAAUCUCGCAAGGACGAAAUCUCGACGGAGUCGUAAAGAUACAAAAGAAUCUAUCGGGAGUCGUGAGAAGUCUGCAAAUAUUGUUACGGAUACUGAGAGAGGGGAAAUCACGAAAAAUGACGUGGGUCCAGAAUCAACCGUAAAUCUAGACAAGAAGAAGGAGGAUACUGAAGAUUCGAAUGAACCGAAAGUCGUUGAAUCCAAUAGAGAGACGAAGCGCAAAGUUUCAGGAUCAAGAGAAGCGAGAAAAGAAUCGAAAGAAAUGACGAAAAAGGAUACGGAGAAACAAAAAAGCAGUGGCGAGAUAAAUAAUAAAUCCUGGCCAAUUGGAGUCACAUGGAAGCCUCGUGAAUCCCAGAAGAGAAAGAAGGAGAGAGAGGAAAAUGAAAAAAGGCUUUCGUUCGAUAAAAUUUCCAUGCCAAAAACCAAAGAGGAGAUGGAGCUGCUGACAAAAUCAGUGCGACGCAACGCCACGAUCUACAGGUCGCUCCACAAGCACUGGCUGGAGACUGGAAAUCAGGCCCUCGGAGAGAUGCUGGGAAGGGCUGUAAUGCCCACGUCGAAGUUGCCUUUUUAUUCCUACGAGGAUGUACCCUACGACUUUCACCUGAAGGCCGACGUGGACAUCGAGAUUGGGGUCGAUCACGACGACGAGGAAGUCUUAUUGCCCGACGAGACACGUGAACGGGUAACAAAGAACUACGAGCAUCUGUACUUCAAUCUCCUGGAGAAGCCAGGAAAAGGUGGAAAGCCAUGGUUCUGAUUGAAGAUUUAUCAAAUGCGAUAUAAAUAUAGGAAACAAUAGUACAGUCCCUUAGGAAAUCGUGUAGCAGACGUAAUAUAUUUUUCAUCGACUAUAUAUAUAUAUAUAUAUACUCGCUAUAUGAUUCAUGAAAUCAUGAGGUACCGGCAAUAAGAUAGAUCCAAAAAUGUCGUAGAAAGUUUGUUGGCUCGUGAUAGCCCAUGGUAGAGGGUAAGAGAAUAGUAGAGGAGGCGGAUGAAGAAAAUUCGUAAAAAGUACCAAUUUAUAGUACGAGGGAUGUAUUUAUAUUUGAUUAAGAAAACGGAUCGGCCUUUUAUUAAACUGACGAUCAAAACACGCGAACCAGUGAUAACGUUAAAUUUACUGUAUCCAGAUAAAUGUACUGCGUGAUGCUUUGAGUGCGUGAAAUGGCGGGCUGAUUUAAGGGCGUUUCAGAGAAUUUCGAUAGAUUAAUCAAGAGUAAGGGUGUCAAUGGUAAUUGGAUGCAGAGUUCAUGCGGCGUGCAUAUAUGUAUGUAUAUAUAUAUAUACGUUUAUAUGCAUGUACACGUGUAAAUAUAAAAUUACCCCAGAGACACCAGAAGUCCUUUGGGGAAUUCGACCGACCCGGAAACGUAGAGAUGGUUGUUGAAAAUUUGUAACAGGAUUUCGCAAGCUGUGGAUAAGUGGGUUUGGCGAAAAGGUGUCAAAUAUCACGGCAGAUAAAUAAGGGUGGGUCAAUGUUUGAAAUUGAAAUCAAUGCCCACCCUCGGUCAUCCCUUAUUUCAUUAGAUGCUGGAAUACUUCGAUUUUAUUAUUCUUUAUAUUAUUCGCGUAUGUAGAGUUCGAUGCGUGAGUUCUUUACCCGAAUGGCUCAAUAUUUCAAGGUCACCCGGAUCUGUCUUUUUCUUUUUUUUAUGUUAUAUAGAAUUGCGAUAAAUAUACCUAUUUUUCUUUAUCUA
Messenger RNA from Cephus cinctus (wheat stem sawfly), 2702 nucleotides. RefSeq lists its product as uncharacterized. Lineage: Eukaryota; Metazoa; Arthropoda; Insecta; Hymenoptera; Cephidae. Gene Ontology annotation, cellular component: extracellular region. The transcript is spliced from 10 exons. The record is from RefSeq and is a predicted model, not a curated record. The coding region runs from base 119 to 1762 and encodes 547 amino acids.